Messenger RNA from Phlebotomus papatasi, 396 nucleotides. RefSeq lists its product as uncharacterized. The record is from RefSeq and is a predicted model, not a curated record. Bases 1 to 396 code for a protein of 131 amino acids. The transcript has a single exon. Lineage: Eukaryota; Metazoa; Arthropoda; Insecta; Diptera; Psychodidae.
AUGACUGCCCCGGAUAAAGAUAUAAAUGAAGUCUUUGACGAGAUUGCAUUGGCGGAAGACAGAAUCAGCCAGGAAGGUUACGAAGAGGGAUUUAGUAAAGGAGUCUCAUCCGGAAAUACAGAAGCAUACCAUUUGGGGUAUCACCGAGGAGCAGAGUUUGGUGCUGAAUUGGGAUAUUAUUCAGGAGUUGUGGAAGCCUUCAUGGACUCAAAGGAGGAGAAAACAGUCGCAUCGUUAAAUGUAUUGAAGGAAUAUUUAGAUGCCUUCCCAAAAGUCAAUGACAUUAAUGUGGAUUUUGAGGGUGACAUUCAAAAAAUUCGUGCACAAUUCCGGAAGGUUUGUGCCCAUCUAAAGUUCAAAAGUAACUUCAGUACUUCCAGUGGUCUAAGUUUUUGA